UCUCCCAUUCAUAAAGCGAACACCUGCUCGCCGCCUCCUGCCUCUCCCCACCCGCGAGCAGCCUGGGGAGGUUGUGUUUGGCACCCUUCACGGUGUCCCCGCCAAGUCCUCGCCGCUCCGGGCCUCGUCGUCCACGACCCGCCUCGGUAGAACCGAGGAAACAAAAAGGCUUGUGGCGCGAUACGCAAAUCAAACCUCGCCCUUUGGCGCGAGGCUGUCCGACAUUUUGUGCCCGGAAAGCUUUUACCGGGGUAACAGAUUUUAGGAAGCGACUGUCGCACUGUUCUGCGGGGCCUCUUUCCAAGCGACUGGCCUUUUGGCGGCCGCUGUUUACGCUUUCAUGAUGGCCGGGAGUGGGCAGGGCGGGAGCGGGCCAGGAGUGCUUUGGCAGGCGGGGCGGGGCGCCGUGCUAAUUCACCACGCAGUCUCCAUCCGAAUCGCGAGCUGCUCUCCACAAUGAUCCUCCCUGCGAAGCCCUCGGACCGGCCCCUGACUGCUAGCAGCGAGAGGCGAGCCCUCAUUCGCUGAGCCGACGCCUGGCUCCCCGCCCCCCGCCCCGUUACUCUCGCUCUGGAAAUUACAACUCCUGGGCGCUCGGCGCGGCGGGCGCGGGAGGCGGCGGGGCCGGGAGGGGAUUCCCGAGCCAGCGGGCGCUCGCUCCCCGCCCGCCGCUGCAGCGUGGUGCGGCCAAGGUCAGGGGCGCCGCAGGAGUCGGAGCUGGCGAGACGAGUCGGGGACGCGGGUCAAUACCGGCCUGCGAAGAGGCAGCUCCGAGAGCAGAGGCCGGGAAGCGGGACGGCGACGACCUCCCGGCCCGAGGACGCCGAGGUGGCGGCGGGAGCGCAGCAGCCUGGCCGGCGGUGCGCACCGGGAGUCCGCGCUGACUGCUUCUCUUCCGGCUCGCGGGCGCUGUCCGCCGUCUGGUGGUGCUGAACCAGUCCUGGCCCAGCCGCUCGUGCUUCUGCCAAGAGCUGGGUAGGGGCGGGGCGCUCGGAGAAGACUCCGGGCAACGACGCUGCGGAGCCCAGCUCAGUAGCCUCGCUGGCUGACAGCAGCGGGACACUGAUCCUGCACGAAGGGGAGGCGCGAGGUAUCCGGACGGCGCCGCUGCUGCUGAUUCACCACCCGGACAACCUCAGAGGCCACCUCGCGGGCUGCCCGCCACCUUCAGACGGCCGCCUCUGGUGCGGGAGCCUCGCCCGCAGGAGGUGAGGACCCCUCCCUUCUCUGGCGACCAAGCUUCUUAGGGCGGUGGCCUGAGGACAGAGAGGGGCGUGCCCCCCGCGGGUGAAGACAGCAUGCCCGUGUAAUGCCCCCGCCUCCCGUCUCAGCAGCGCUGACCUCGCCCGCCCGGCUGCGCUUGUCUUCGGAGCCUGACCAUUCUUCGCGGGUCCCGAGCGGCUCGGGCCGCGGGCGCGGCGAUGGAGGAGGAGCUGAAAUGCCCCGUGUGCGGCUCCCUGUUCCGGGAGCCCAUCAUCUUGCCCUGCUCACACAAUGUCUGCCUGCCAUGCGCCCGCACCAUCGCGGUUCAGACCCCGGACGGCGAACAGCACCUGCCCCCACCGCUCCUGCUUUCGCGGGGUGCCGCCGCCGCCGCGCCCCCUUCGGAUCAGGACGCUGCGGCCGGCGCGACCUGCGGAGGCGCUGGAGCUAGCACAGCUGGAGGCCUGGGCGGAGGGGCGGCCGGUGGUGGAGACCACGCGGACAAGCUGAGCUUGUACAGCGAGACUGACAGCGGUUAUGGCUCCUAUACCCCCAGCCUCAAGUCCCCCAACGGAGUCCGCGUGCUGCCCAUGGUGCCUGCGCCCCCGGGCUCUUCUGCCGCCGCGGCCCGGGGCGCUGCCUGCUCCUCACUCUGCUCUUCCUCCAGCUCCAUCACCUGCCCGCAGUGCCACCGCAGCGCCUCCCUGGAUCACCGCGGCCUGCGAGGCUUCCAGCGCAACCGGCUGCUGGAGGGCAUAGUGCAGAGGUACCAGCAGGGCCGUGGGGUUGCUGCGGGGGCGUCUGCAGCCCCUGCGGUGGCCAUCUGCCAGCUGUGCGACCGCACCCCACCGGAGCCGGCAGCCACUCUCUGCGAGCAAUGCGAUGUGCUCUAUUGCGCCACCUGCCAGCUCAAAUGCCACCCGUCCCGGGGCCCUUUCGCUAAGCAUCGGCUAGUUCAGCCCCCGCCGCCGCCGGCACCCCCAGAGGCUACCCCUGCUUCAGCGGGCACAUCCACCGCCCCCAGCGCAGGAGGAUGCAGGAGUCCAGGGGGUGCCGGGGCCAGCGCUCCGAGAAAGUUCCCCACAUGCCCCGAGCACGAAAUGGAGAAGUACAGCAUGUACUGCGUGAGCUGUCGGAGCCCGGUGUGCUACCUGUGCCUGGAGGAAGGCAGACACAGCAAACACGAGGUGAAGCCGCUGGGGGCAACUUGGAAGCAGCACAAGGCCCAGCUGUCUCAGGCCCUAAAUGGGGUUUCAGAUAAGGCCAAAGAGGCGAAGGAGUUUCUGGUUCAGCUCAAGAACAUACUGCAGCAGAUCCAGGAAAAUGGACUGGACUAUGAAGCUUGCCUGGUGGCACAGUGUGAUGCCCUGGUGGAUGCACUGACCCGGCAGAAAGCCAAGCUGCUCACCAAGGUGACCAAAGAGAGGGAGCACAAGCUGAAGAUGGUUUGGGACCAGAUCAAUCACUGCACGCUGAAGCUGCGCCAGUCCACAGGCCUGAUGGAGUACUGCCUGGAGGUGAUCAAGGAGGAUGACCCCUCUGGCUUUCUGCAGAUCUCAGAUGCCCUGAUCAAGCGCGUGCAGGUGUCUCAGGAGCAGUGGGUCAAAGGUGCCCUGGAGCCCAAAGUGUCUUCGGAAUUUGACCUGACUCUGGACAGUGAGCCACUGCUGCAAGCCAUCCACCAGCUGGAUUUCGUCCAGAUGAAAUGUAGGGUGCCACCUGUACCCUUGCUGCAGCUGGAGAAGUGCUGCACUCGUAACAACAGUGUCACCCUGGCCUGGAGGACGCCACCCUUCACCCACAGCCCCGCCGACGGCUACAUCCUGGAGCUGGACGAUGGUGAUGGGGGGCAGUUCCGGGAAGUGUACGUUGGCAAAGAGACCCUGUGCACCAUUGACGGGCUUCACUUUAAUAGCACCUACAAUGCCAGAGUCAAAGCCUUCAACUCCUCUGGCGUCGGGCCCUACAGCAAGACUGUGGUCCUGCAGACCUCCGAUGUGGCCUGGUUCACUUUUGACCCCAAUUCUGGCCACCGGGACAUCAUCUUGUCCAAUGACAACCAGACAGCCACCUGCAGCAGCUAUGAUGACCGGGUGGUACUAGGCACAGCUGCAUUCUCCAAAGGUGUGCACUACUGGGAGCUACAUGUGGACCGGUAUGACAACCACCCAGACCCUGCCUUCGGGGUGGCCAGGGCCAGCGUAGUCAAGGACAUGAUGCUGGGCAAGGACGACAAGGCCUGGGCCAUGUACGUGGACAACAACCGCAGCUGGUUUAUGCACUGUAACUCCCACACCAACAGGACUGAAGGUGGUGUGUGCAAGGGGGCUACUGUGGGUGUGCUGCUGGAUCUGAACAAGCACACUCUGACGUUCUUCAUCAAUGGGCAGCAGCAGGGCCCCACAGCCUUCAGCCACGUGGAUGGGGUCUUCAUGCCUGCUCUCAGCCUCAACCGAAAUGUGCAGGUCACCCUGCACACAGGACUGGAGGUGCCAACAAACCUGGGGCGGCCAAAGCUGUCCGGCAACUAGCCUGGUGGCCGCUGCUGCCUGCCUGGUUGUGAUGGCGGCCCUCACAGAGGAUAAGGGCACAGCAGCAAGUUCCGGGUCCCAGCAGCCAGUCAAUGUCUGAAGAUGCUCUUUUAGGGGGAAUGGAAAAUGAAUGGGCUGUGAGCCACACAGCCAUACUGUGGCUGCCAAUGUCAGGAGUGGCCUUUCACCUCUACACCACGGAGUUUAGAGUUCCCAGUACUCCGGAAAGCUUUGGUUUCAGGCUUCUGUUUUCUGACACCUUUUGAAAAGUUUGAUUUCCCUUUAAAUUUUUUUUUCCUGGAGGGAGAGUGGAAGGCUAACUUGGAGACUGGCAUCCCAAGACCAGUCAGCGCUGUGAAGUCACUCCAUGCCUGCUUGUAACCCAUUGCUAGGACUCUGCUCCUUCCAGAGUCCCAAGCUGGCAACUUGUCGCCUCUGCUGGAUGAAACUGACCUUGAGCCUUUGGGAUCUGGAGUCUUCAAUACACUGCAAACAAAUUCAGGACUAAUGGAACAUUAAUCAUUAAUGAACUACUAGAACCAUUCAGAAGGGCUUCCUUACCACCUUUAUUAUUAACCAUAUGUUAUCAACCACCACCACCACCCCACACACACACACGGUGUGUGUAACAA
This is a messenger RNA of Onychomys torridus (southern grasshopper mouse), 4366 nucleotides long. RefSeq names its product tripartite motif containing 67 (gene Trim67). The record is from RefSeq and is a predicted model, not a curated record. The coding region runs from base 1422 to 3734 and encodes 770 amino acids. NCBI's taxonomy places the organism in Eukaryota, Metazoa, Chordata, Mammalia, Rodentia, Cricetidae. The transcript is spliced from 10 exons. Gene Ontology annotation, molecular function: protein binding; zinc ion binding.